GAGAGGAGUGUUUUAGUGUGAGCCAUGGCCAGAACCAAGCAGACCGCCCGUAAAUCCACCGGAGGCAAAGCCCCCAGGAAGCAGCUGGCCACCAAGGCGGCCAGGAAGAGCGCCCCGGCCACCGGCGGCGUCAAGAAGCCUCACCGCUACCGGCCCGGCACCGUGGCUCUGCGGGAGAUCCGCCGCUACCAGAAAUCCACCGAGCUGCUCAUCCGCAAGCUGCCCUUCCAGCGCCUCGUCCGAGAGAUCGCCCAGGACUUCAAGACCGACCUGCGCUUCCAGAGCUCGGCCGUCAUGGCUCUGCAGGAGGCCAGCGAGGCUUACCUGGUCGGCCUCUUCGAGGACACCAACCUGUGCGCCAUCCACGCCAAGAGGGUCACCAUCAUGCCCAAAGACAUCCAGCUGGCCCGCCGUAUCCGCGGAGAGAGGGCUUAGACUCACCGGCAACAACUCACGACCAAAGGCUCUUUUAA
This is a messenger RNA of Myripristis murdjan (pinecone soldierfish), 473 nucleotides long. RefSeq names its product histone H3. Bases 25 to 435 code for a protein of 136 amino acids. The record is from RefSeq and is a predicted model, not a curated record. Gene Ontology annotation, cellular component: nucleosome. Gene Ontology annotation, molecular function: protein heterodimerization activity; DNA binding; structural constituent of chromatin. Lineage: Eukaryota; Metazoa; Chordata; Actinopteri; Holocentriformes; Holocentridae. The transcript has a single exon.